Molecule: messenger RNA, 845 nt
Organism: Drosophila arizonae
Lineage: Eukaryota; Metazoa; Arthropoda; Insecta; Diptera; Drosophilidae
Product: lysM and putative peptidoglycan-binding domain-containing protein 1
Source: RefSeq, a predicted model, not a curated record
AUAUGUGUGUUACAUAUUCUGUGUGAUGUUUUGUGUGUAGAAAUUCGUGUUUUUGGUCGCUUUCGAAAAUGCCCACUGAGCAGACGCCCAAUUUGUGCGGCCAGCAGCUGAGCGGCUGGAUGCGCCAUCGGGUGAGCCGCGACGACACUGUGGCCCGCCUGGCCCUCAAGUACGGCACGACAAUCGGUCGCAUCUUACGGGCCAAUCGCAUGUAUUGGCCGGACAUCCUGCAGACGCGCUGCUACAUCUGGGUGCCGGCAGUGGGCAAACCGUGUGACCCAGCGAAGGACGACAGGACACAGCCGCUUAGAGAGGCCAGGGCACUGGCCAUGGGCUUAGUAACCCGGCACACCUACGGCAGCCUGACUACGAUACCGCCCCACUUCUAUCGCCAGAGUACGCCCAAUGUGGACGACUUUGCCGACGACUGCGAUCCGCUGCUGAUCACCAUGCGCUGGAUGUGAUGCGUGCACAAUCGGGCGACUGCAUCUUGGGAGGCGACACAAUUUAAUUAGCGACCACAACUGCAGCUGCUCCUUGCUGCACAGCAUCCUGUCUGGGUCACCUCUGCCGCUGCUGCUGCUGCUGCUGCUGCUGCCAGUCAACGAGCUAGCAAAAGCGCACGGCACACGGCGCCUUAUCAGCCAAGCGAAAUUGUGGGCGGAAUUUCAAUUAUCGUUACAUUAUGCUCUCAGCUCGGCGUCUCCUCGAAUACGACGUGAGCUUUGGCGGGCCAGCGAAGACUCCAGAGCUCAUGUGAUGGCACAGACUCUAGCAGUGGAGCAUAUACUCUUCGGAACAUCGAAAUUGCUUGUUUAAUUUAGGGAAAUAUAUGUUAUUGUGUU